Molecule: messenger RNA, 6315 nt
Organism: Drosophila grimshawi
Lineage: Eukaryota; Metazoa; Arthropoda; Insecta; Diptera; Drosophilidae
Gene: garz
Product: Golgi-specific brefeldin A-resistance guanine nucleotide exchange factor 1
Exons: 10
Coding region: 258-6092 (1944 amino acids)
Biological process (GO): regulation of ARF protein signal transduction
Molecular function (GO): guanyl-nucleotide exchange factor activity
Source: RefSeq, a predicted model, not a curated record
AUUGACAAAUUUGGUAUAUAUAAAAUGUUUAAUUAAACAUACUGUUCCGUACACAUUUGGUGCGAGUGUGUGUGCCUGAGUCUGAGCGUGUAUAUGUAGCCUGCCUUUGCUGUGUCCAACUGGCAGUAAAAACAUAUGCACAUAUGUGAGAGAAAAGAAGCAGCGGGUUUUCAAUAAUUGUUUGUUGCGUGCCAAAUUCUAAAAGGUGGAAGCCAAUUAGGUGCAAUUAUAGAACGCAGCUCGACAAUCUGGACGCAAUGUCACUCCCAGGCAACGGCAUUUAUGUGGUGCGCGGUGAAAUGGCUACGCUAGUGACGGCCAUGCGACGUGGUACGCGCUGGAAUGCAACAGCCUACGUGGAUGAUGACAAGGACGCCUUGCUGAAACUUUUCAUCGAUCUGAAGCAGGUGCUAAACCGCAUUGAGGACUUGCGUUUAAUUGAACCGAAUGUGUUCCUAGCACCCUUUUUGGAGGUGAUUCGCACUGCUGACACCACAGGACCAUUAACUAGUCUCGCUCUAGCCUCGGUGAACAAAUUCUUGUCAUAUGGCCUGAUUGAUCCCACGACUCCAAAUCUUGCUGUGAUUGUCGAGAUGAUUGCGGAUGCUGUGACGCACGCCCGCUUUAUGGGAACGGAUCAGUCAUCGGAUAGUGUAACAUUUAUGCGUGUCAUCGAAGUGUUACACACUCUCAUCCGUAGUCCGGAGGGUGCCGCUGUUAGUAAUGAGUCCAUGUGUGAAGUGAUGCUCAGCUGCUUUAAGAUCUGCUUUGAGCCACGCCUUAGCGAGCUGCUUCGUCGUUCCGCCGAAGAAUCACUCAAAGACAUGGUGCUGUUAUUCUUCAUGCGGCUGCCACAGUUUACGGAAGACCGCAGCGACACUGUGUUGCAGAAGCGCUUUACCAUCUGUGAUGCUUCGGCUGGUGCACCUACAGAAAAGCAUAGGCGCAAAUCACAUACCGCUCUGGCUGUGCAACGUAAGUCAUCCACAUCCGAUGAGCCGCCUCAGACUCCGCACAGCGCGCCGAUGGCUCCUACGUAUUUGAAGGCGCCCAUACUUGCCACUACACCUGCUUCUCCCGCAGGCAACAUUCUUGAUAUGCAGGGCAAGAUCACACAAACACCCACCACAACAAUUGUUGGCAAUACUUCACUUUAUGUGCCAAAUAUUCAGGUGGAGAACGACAAAUCUGAUCUGAUGCCAGCUGAUGCGGAAGAGGAGCGAACAACACUCCCGACUACUUCGUUGACCGAGGCCAACAGCAGCGAGUAUAUCAACUCUGUGGGGGUGCGUUUCACCCAGCAGUCAUCUUCACAAGAUGCGGCUGCCUUGUCAACCUCACUGACACCAUAUGGGCUGCCAUUUAUCCAGGAACUGUUCAGGUUUCUCAUUAUACUAUGCAAUCCGCUAGACAAGCAGAAUUCAGACAGUAUGAUGCACACUGGUUUGGGUCUGCUCACAGUUGCCUUUGAGGUGGCCGCCGACAACAUUGGCAAAUAUGAGUCACUUCUGGAGUUAGUAAAAGAUGAAUUGUGUCGAAGCUUAAUAUCGCUACUGAGUUCGGAGCGCCUCAGCAUAUUUGCCGCUGAUUUGCAACUUUGUUUUUUGCUCUUCGAAUCACUGCGCGGCCACCUGAAGUUUCAGCUGGAGUGCUAUCUAAAGAAACUAAGCGAGAUCAUUGCUAGCGAUAAUCCAAAAACUCCCUACGAGAUGCGCGAACUGGCGCUGGAUAAUCUGCUGCAAAUGUGGCGUAUUCCCGGCUUUGUCACUGAGUUGUACAUCAAUUACGACUGUGAUCUAUACUGCACGGACGUGUUUGAGAGUCUUACCAAUUUGCUAAGCAAAUACACACUCUCGGCCACCAAUGCUAUCUACAGUACGCAUAUCAUCGCCAUGGACACGCUGAUUAGUGUGAUUGAUUGCAUCGAACACAAUUGUGCUGCUGCCAAGAACAACAACAGCUCUUGUAACAACGAUCUGGUGCAGUCAUCUCCGGCAGGCGUUGGUGGCAGCCGUCAUUCCCGUCAUAAUAGCGGUCUUGAGGGCAUUGUUAUUGAUAAUGGCGAGGAACCUGUGGAGAACAUUGCGAGCUUUAUCAACAAUAGCUCACAGCGUUUGCGCCUGCAGUCAGGAAGCGAGGGUGGCACCAUCACCAGUGAACAGCUGGCGAACGUUAAGCAGAAAAAGCAACUGCUGUCUAAGGGCACAGAGUGGUUCAAUCAGCGACCCGACAAAGGCAUUCAGUACUUGCAGGAGCACGGCAUUCUGCACACUCAGCUUGAUCCUAUGCAAGUGGCGCUUUUCCUGCGCGAGAAUCCAGGCCUAGACAAGAAAAUGAUUGGUGAAUAUAUAUCGAAAAAGAAGAACGUCGAUUCGAAAAUUCUCAUCAACUUUGUGGACUCGUUCGACUUCACGGGGUUACGCGUUGAUCAAGCAUUGCGUCUCUACCUGGAGACCUUCCGCUUACCGGGCGAGGCGCCAUUGAUAUUCCUCGUUUUGGAGCACUUCUCCGAUCAUUGGCAUAUUCAAAACAAAGAGCCGUUUGCGAAUGUUGAUGCCGCCUUCCGCUUGGCAUAUGCCAUCAUCAUGCUGAACAUGGAUCAGCACAAUUCGAAUGCCAAGCGACUUAAUGUGCCCAUGACGCAGGAUGAUUUCACAAAGAAUUUAAGAGGUUUGAAUGGAGGACAAGAUUUUGAUCAGGAAAUGCUGGUCCAGAUAUUCAAUGGCAUCAAAAACGAAGAGAUUGUGAUGCCCGCCGAGCAGACGGGUCUCGUACGUGAAAACUAUUUGUGGAAAGUGUUAUUGAGGCGUGGCGCCACCCACGAUGGUCACUUCCACUACGUCAACGAUGCCGCCUACGAUAAGCAGAUCUUUAACAUUGUGUGGGGCGCCUCACUCAGUGCUCUGAGUUUUAUGUUUGACAAGAGCACCGAGACGGGAUACCAGCGCACUUUAGCGGGAUUCAGUAAAUCGGCAGCUAUAUCAGCACAUUAUAAUCUGAAUGCGGACUUCGAUGCGCUUAUAUUGACCCUGUGCAAGUUCACAACGCUGUUGAGCAGCGUCGAACAGCACGAACCGGCGCCGGCGAACAAUGAGAUUCAACAGGCUGUCAACUUUGGACUGAAUGCUAAGGCGCAGGCGGCCAUGCGAACGGUAUUUCUGUUAGUUCACGGCUAUGGUGAUAGUCCGCGCGACAGUUGGAAGCACAUUUUGGAUCUGUUUCUGCAGCUGUUCCGUCUGAAGCUGUUGCCCAAAACGCUAAUGGAGGUGGAAGACUUUUGCGAGCCUAAUGGCAAAGCCACGCUAAUAUUGGAGAAACCGCGUGAGAAGCAAGAGUCGGGCCUCUUCUCCAGCCUCUACUCGUUCAUCAGCUCUGACGGCCAGCGAGAGCCUACUUUCGAAGAGCAGGACUUUAUCAAGCAUGGUCGUAAAUGCAUCAAAGAGUGUCAGCUGGAUCAAAUGCUGCAAGAGUCUAAGUUUGUCCAGCUAGAGUCAUUGCAGGAGCUACUCAAAUGCGUACUGUUCCUGUUGAAGGGGCCAGACACACCCAAGUCUACUGGCGGCCAGGCCUAUGCCGAAGAUAUAACUGUCUUCUGGAUGGAGUUUCUCGUCAAGAUUGUCGUCCAUAACCGAGAUCGUAUGAUCCCAUUGUGGCCAGCUGUGCGGGAUAAAAUGUUUCAGCUGCUGUAUAGCAGUGCAGAAAAUGGGUAUGAUUAUUUGCUUAAUCGUUGCAUUGUUGCUAUGCUGAAGCUGGCCAUAUAUCUGAUGCGCAACGAAGAACUCUGUCCCGUUGUGCUGCAGUCGCUCAAAAAGCUGCUUGCACUGAAACCGGCACUCUUGUUGCGCAUUUCAAAGCAAGUUUCGAUUGGCAUCUACGAGCUGCUAAAGACUUCAGCACAGAACAUUCACUCCGAGCAGGAUUGGCAGAUCAUAUUCAACUUACUCGAGUGCGUUGGCGCUGGUGCUGUUCCGCCCAACUUCGAAGAUGGAUUACAGCUAACACUCCCAACAACCAAUGACCGUGGUACAUCCGAUGGCACACCGAGUAGCGAAAAUGAUGUAGGUACUUCUCUUGAACGCGGUUACACAUCUGACUCGGAACUGGGCAGGUCUGCGACUGCCCCACCUACGUCUAGUCCCAGCGUUGAGAACUGGAUACUGGUUAACAAGGAUAGCGAAUUGACCACAGCAUCUAGGCCUCAGUCGCCGCCCAGCUCCAUCACGCCCACUGUAAGCUCAUUGGUGUUCAACUGCCAGCUGCUGGACCAUGCGCCCUUUGCACUGUUCAAGUGCUGGGAUUCGCUUGCCUUUAUCGUGCGCAGUGUGGCUCAUAUCACACCGUAUAACUUUGAGGCGUGCGUGCGAUGCAUUCGGAUAUUUGUGGAAGCGUGCCGGGAUGGUGGCAUACGCCAGCGACGAAAAUUUGAAGCAUCAGUCAAAAAGCGUAACGUGAAAAACCGCCAGGAGAACACACGUGAGCCAGUCGUUGACCUGUCCACGGCAACCGGUAAUUUGACUUCGUCGCUGGUGAGCGAUGUUGGGGAAAAUCAUCCACCAAAUGCCGCAGAGCAGGAGGAAUUGGCGCAGCGUUACGAGCAAUUAUCAAUUCAACUACUCGACCUCAUGUAUACCUUGUACACGCGCACGGCACAGAUCUUUCGCUGGUGGGCAGAGGAAGGCUGCACAGUGCCGCAAUCCGGUGCACUGUGGACGCCCGGUUGGUGUCCGCUACUCCAGGGUAUUGCCCGGCUGGCCAUGGAUCGGCGGCGAGAGGUGCGCACUCAUGCUAUAUCCUGCCUGCAGCAGCGUGCCCUACUUGUGCACGAUUUGCAGACCUUGUCCGGAGCUGAGUGGUGUUCCUGUUUCCAGCAUGUCCUCUUCCCGCUUUUGAACGAGCUAUUGCCAGAGAGUGUCGCAGCUAGUCAGCUGGACGCCUGUCUGUUGGAAGAGUCGCGCAUACGCACGGCCACCAUUAUGUCAAAGAUGUUCUUGCAGCACUUGACGACGCUGAUUGAACUGGGCUCCAUCUUCAACGAGCUAUGGCUCGAAAUAUUGGACUAUAUUGAGCGAUUUAUGAAGGUGGGCUCGGACACGCUCUCGGAACAGAUGCAGGAAAUACUCAAGAACAUGCUGCUCGUCAUGCACUCGGUGCGAGUGUUUCACAAUCAGGACGGAACACUCCAGCAGGCUCUGUGGGAGCUAACAUGGCGGCGCAUUGGCGACUUUCUGCCAAACCUCAAAACGGAACUGUUCCACGAUGAAGGCAAGCGAGCCCAAACGUUAAUAAACGCUGCAGCCGCUGCAAACGUUCAUCAGAUGAUGCCGUCUGUGGCCAUUAUGCCCAGUCAAGCACAACAGCAGCACACGGAGUUGAUUGUCAGCUCUGGUGUUGGUGCUGGUACUGACCAUAGUGAUCUGGAUAGUGGUGCUGCCACACCACUGGUGUCACCUGUUGAAUCACCCCGGCGCAGCAUCAUUCUGCAGCCGCCUAUGACGGAGGCACUGCAACAAGCGCCAAGCUUUACAUUUGCUCAACCCAUACAGGUGCCUCCCCAACAAGCCAUAGAACUGCAGACUCCAACUAACAAUAACGCGUUGCUGCCCGAUUUGAUCAAUGAAGCAGCCGCAGUGGCUGUUGCACAUAGCACAACCACGUUAACAACACCCGUUCACAGCCCUCGGCAAGUGGAAGCUCCAAUUGGCGCACCCGCACCCAUCACCAGCAGUAAUAGCUACGCUAAUGAGGUGCCAGCUACGUCGCUAAAUUUAGAGGAGCACCAGCAGAUGCAAAUGUAUCAGCAUCACCAUUAUCAACAUUACCAGCAGCAGGCGCAACAAACGACGCAGACACAUCCGCCAACGCCAACAGAAAGUGUUGUGCCACUCAGUCAUCUGUUGACCAAGAUGCCGAACACAUCCAUUGUGCACAGUUAUGUGCCGGUCUACGAAGCUCCAUCGGCGGUACAGACAGUCAAUGCAGCUGAAAUCUAUCAGGAGUAUGUACAGAAUCCUUACAACAUAACAUUGCAGCAGGUGCCGCAAGAUCAAUCACUACAGAACAGUCGUCGGCUGAGGUGCUCUUUCCAGCUGUAGCCACGCCAGCCAACUAUUUUAAUGUUAAUGUCGAUCCUAGCACCAUACCGCCUGGCUCUGAGAUGCUCUAUGGACAGCAGUAGGUAGCGAACAUGAUGGUAACCUUUGUUUCACUAAUAAGAUGGGAAAACGCUUAUUUUAUUUUUAUGAAUUCCUGGUCAACCAAAACUUCCAGUUUUAAAUAUCUUUUUUAGUAUACAUUUUAAUAAACGCAUUCCGCGAG